Messenger RNA from Manduca sexta (tobacco hornworm), 1519 nucleotides. RefSeq names its product dolichyl-diphosphooligosaccharide--protein glycosyltransferase 48 kDa subunit (gene Ost48). Gene Ontology annotation, cellular component: oligosaccharyltransferase complex; endoplasmic reticulum membrane. The record is from RefSeq and is a predicted model, not a curated record. NCBI's taxonomy places the organism in Eukaryota, Metazoa, Arthropoda, Insecta, Lepidoptera, Sphingidae.
UGUAACGAUAGUGUCAUGAGUUCUAUGCAAUGUCAAAUAAAAAAAAAUAACAUAUUGGCUCUGAUCGUUGACGUACACGUCAUUGCAUUUGUGGAAGAGGUUGUUUUAGAAAUUACAAAAAUGAGAUUCUUUUUAAUUUUAGGAUUUUUAACGUAUGUUGUUUCAGCUGCAACUGUACAACAGACUCUUGUGCUUGUAGACAACCUAAGUAUCAGAGAAACACAUUCCCAGUUCUUCAAAUCUCUGCAAGAUCGUGGUUAUUCCCUAACGUUCAAGCUUGCCGACGACGCGAACCUCGUAUUGUCUAAAUAUGGCGAGUAUUUGUACAAGAAUCUGAUCGUGUUCGCGCCGUCAGUGCUGGAGUUCGGCGGGCAGGUGGACAGCGAGGCAAUCACCAAGUUCAUCGACGAUGGCGGCAAUUUGCUCAUGGCGGGCAACGCAGCAGCUGGGGAUGUCUACAGGGAGAUAGCUUCAGAGUGCGGAUUUGAGAUGGAUGAAGAGUCAGCAGCGGUGAUUGACCAUUUCAACUAUGAUGUAUCGGAUGAUGGUGACCAUACGAAGAUUGUGGUCUCUCCCAAGAAUCUCAUCAGCUCUCCAAUGAUAGUGGGAGAGCACAACACCCAGCCAAUCCUGUUUGAAGGCACCGGUCUGAUUGUUGACAAGGAUAACAGCUUGGUGCUGCCAAUCCUGACUGCGGACUCAACUGCAUACAGCUAUAACCCUAAGAGCCAGGUUAAAGAAUAUCCUCAUGCUGUUGGUCGCAAGACUGUCCUGAUUGCAGCUUUACAAGCUCGCAACAAUGCACGCAUUGUGUUCAGUGGGUCUCUCUACUUCUUCUCUGAUGAAGCUUUCAGCUCCCCAGUGUCUAAAGUUCAUGGAGACAAGCUAAAGUCAGACCUGUCUGGCAACAAGUUCCUGGCUAUACAUCUGAGCCAAUGGGCGUUUGGCGAACGCGGCCGUCUGCGGGUGCGCAACGUUAACCACCACCGCCAAGGGGAGAAGGUUUCCUCCAACACUUACACCAUUAUGGAUACUGUUGUGUACAGAAUUGAAAUUGAAGAGCUGAAAAACGGUAAAUGGCAGCCAUUCGAAGCCAAGGAUGUGCAGCUGGAGUUUGUGCGUAUCGAUCCGUUCAUCCGCACCACACUGCAGAAGCAACCCAAUGGAGUGUACGAGGCUAUCUUCAAGGUGCCGGAUGUGUGGGGCGUGUACCAGUUCAAGGUUGAUUAUGACAGGAUAGGGUACACCAGGCUUUAUCAUACCACUCAGGUGUCAGUCCGCCCGCUGCAGCACACGCAGUACGAGCGGUUCAUCCCCAGUGCGUAUCCGUACUACGUAAGCGCCUUUUCCAUGAUGAUUGGCGUGUUCCUCUUCUCCUUCGUGUUCCUCUACUACAAGGAGGAAACACCUAAAACUAAGAGUGAAUAAGAAGUUCUUUAGUCAUGUAGCAGAAUGUCUUAGUGUAUGAGUUUCUGUGUAUUGUGCGUGAAUUUUAAAAUAAAUGUUAUUUUAAUUUAAA